Miscanthus lutarioriparius is the source of this 1224-nucleotide messenger RNA. The record is from the annotation of a GenBank genome assembly. Lineage: Eukaryota; Viridiplantae; Streptophyta; Magnoliopsida; Poales; Poaceae.
AUGGCAGCCGCCAAGAAGUUGUGGCCCCUCAACAAGGGCACCGACGGCGCCCACUGGGACACCGAGGACCUCUUCGGCCGCCUGUGCAUCGUGGCCGACGCCGCUUUCCUCUCCUGGCUUCCUGCCGUGCGACGCGCCAGAGACGACGCCCUGCUGGCCCACCGCGAGGACACGGACGCCGCCGUGUUGUGCAUCUCACGGCGGGGGCGCCGUCGGGGAUGCUGCGGCGGCGGCAAGAUCGCGGUGGACGCCUACGUCGACUGCAACGGCCGCCAGCGGAACGCGCGCAGGGAGCGGCUGCCGCUGGCGGCUCUCGCGCCCGUGAUCUCGGGCGGCAUGGACGACGCGGCUCGUGCGCUGACGACGUCGUCGUCGUCGUCGUCGCCGGAUGAUGCCAAUGGCGGCGCGCCGUGGCUCUGGAAGCUUUUCGCAGAUCAGCUGUGCCGCCGCCUCUUUCUUUCCAUCUGCCUUCACAGCGGCGUGCCGGUGUUGCCCAGCUUCGCGUGCCUUCCCGUCGACCUACAGAUGACGAUCCUGUGUAGGCUCCACGUCGCUGAGGACGUCGCGAGGGUGGAGUGCGCUAGCAAAGAGCUGAGACGGCUCGUCGCCGACCACGACGCCGUGCUCUGGAAGGCCAAGUACGAGUCCAUCAGAUCUCUGAACUCCCGUCUUGAGCAACCUGUCGAAUUCAGACCACCACCGAUCUUAACCACCAAGGAACCACUGUACUUCACCGACGAGGACAUGGCAUUGAUGAGCUGGAAAGAGAGAUACGCGAUGACUAGAUGGCAGACAAUGGUGAUGUCAACAUGGCGGUUCAGGACGACUCCCAUGCCGACAUGGAAGCCACGGGUGCCUCCUGCAAAGAGGGCAAGGCUACAAACUAUUAUAGAUAUGGUGCGCCGACGAGCGCAACAUAAUUCACCGCAACACCAUGAUCGACCAGAUCAGCCGAGGACAGUUGCCCAGACAAAAUUCUGGAAGCAAGUUCCUCCAAAUGAACCAUAUCGUGUCAUACUUGGUGAUGUCAGGGAUAAAUUGUACAACACACGUGAACGUUCUCGUCACCUAUUGUCAUCUAGAAUUUCUGAGAUUCCAGAGGAGGCAACUUUUACUAACGUUGAACAGUUUCGUGCCACGCUGCUCUCCCCUUCCCUAACUAUGCAUUGUGACUUUUGUUUUGUACUACUCUUGAGUGGCUCUGAUGAAUCAAGUUUCCAUUAG